AUGUCUGCAUCAGCAACAACAACGAACAAUGAUGCUUUUAACAAUUUUAUUCAAGAAAAUGAAGAACAAGAAAAGAUUCACAAAAAUCGAUUAGUUAAUCGUCGUUCAUCGUUUGUUCCACGUCAAAUAUCAUUAUCUCAACGACAAGCAACACCUGGCGAAAUAAUUCUUGUUCUUCUACCUUAUAUUAUAUUACUUAUUGAUAUAUUUAUUUUCUUUCUUAUACGUGGUUUUAAAUUAACUUGA
Rotaria socialis is the source of this 246-nucleotide messenger RNA. The record is from the annotation of a GenBank genome assembly. Lineage: Eukaryota; Metazoa; Rotifera; Eurotatoria; Philodinida; Philodinidae.